Hypomesus transpacificus is the source of this 2945-nucleotide messenger RNA. It is a transcript of the gene pgpep1, whose product is annotated as pyroglutamyl-peptidase I. Gene Ontology annotation, molecular function: pyroglutamyl-peptidase activity. Bases 168 to 806 code for a protein of 212 amino acids. Gene Ontology annotation, biological process: proteolysis. The transcript has 5 exons. NCBI's taxonomy places the organism in Eukaryota, Metazoa, Chordata, Actinopteri, Osmeriformes, Osmeridae. The record is from RefSeq and is a predicted model, not a curated record. Gene Ontology annotation, cellular component: cytosol.
CUUGUCCCAAAGAGGAAAGACAUAAAGGUUUGGUGUUAACACAGAAGUGGUGUGGACUGGACGAGACCACAAUCAGCUGUGAAAACAGCCUAGACCCAGCCCUACACAAACGAAAUCUUUCUUACAAAAAAUUACUUGCUCGUCCUCUUUCUUCAGCUAGUGAGAAGAUGGACAAUAGUUCGCGGACUGUUGUUGUAACAGGGUUUGGGCCAUUUGGAGAGCACUCAAUCAAUGCCAGUUGGGUUGCAGUGCAGGAACUGAAGAAGCUGGGCUUGGGCAAUGACAUACUGCAUGUAUGUGAAGUACCUGUGGAGUAUCAGACCGUUCAGAGUUUGAUACCUUCACUAUGGAAAAAGUAUCAUCCACAAUUAGUUGUUCAUGUCGGAGUGUCCGCAAUGGCAACGACAGUUACGCUGGAGAAAAGCGGUCGUAACCAUGGCUACAAAGGCUUGGACAACAGCAGCUUCUGUCCAGAUUCACAGUGUUGUGUUGUGGGAGGUCCUGAUUGCAUUGACUCUGUUAUUGAUAUGGAAUCUGUCUGCAAGAGAGUGGCAGCCACAGGCUUAGGGGUGGCCGUGUCUGUCUCCAAAGAUGCUGGAAGAUACCUUUGUGACUUCACCUACUACACUUCUUUAUACCUGAGCCGUGGACGAUCUGCGUUCAUCCAUGUCCCCCCUAUAGGGAAUCCCUACAGUGGGGAAGUCCUGGGCCGGGCCCUGCAAGCUAUUGUUCAAGAAAUGCUGGACCUGCUGGACCAAGCUGAGGGGAAGAUCCACUGCCAGCAUGUACAUAAAGUGACCCACUGAAGCCCGCCAAGCCUCUACCCCACUAACAUACAAGACUAAUUGCACUUACCCACAAGAAGCCAAACUAUGUUUUUCUUUAUUGUAUCCUUGUCAGUAAUUUCCACAAGUGUUUAACUCUGUACUUUUGUUUUGUUCAGUGUUUUUCACACAGCGGCUAAUGAUUGGGAAGGGUCAAGCGAAUUGGGUUGAGUGUAGUUAAGUGCUCAGUUUUGACUUACAUCCCAUCUUAUCUAGAUUUGAGAAAUUGUUCUGAAACACUGCCCUUUUACCUUUGUGUACUAGCAUGUUUCACUUGAAUUACAGGAAACCCAAUAUACAUGCGGUUUCUUUAGUUAUUUGACCACUGUUAAUGCUCAGCUUCUUCUUCAAUCACAUUUAUCCAUUAACUCUCAUGCAUAUACAAACUUACUGAUGUAGUCUCUAAUGUAACUUUUAUUGUAAUCUAGUUUUAGGAUUACUGCAAUACCUAUGUUCUUAUACUCUAUUCUCUUAUAGAGGUAACAUUUGAAAAUGAAUUUGGCCCCCAGGUUGUUUGAUAACUGUCAAAUGAGAUGGGCAGUACUUGGUUAUUCAUUUAUCAAUUCACUUUGUCUUGAUUCUAACUAUCAUGGCUCAUUGAAUCCCAUGUAUUUCAGAUGUUUUGUCACACAUUUCAUUGAACAUAUUGAACUUGUGAGCCACAUUCAAGUAGCACAAGAAGUAGCACAGUAAGAAUCACAGAGAUGAUUUGUUUAGGUUUUACUGUAUAUUGAAGUGAUGAAAUGGUGCUGUCUUGAGGCUUUGAGGCCUAGAUGUUUUAUAAAAUAUUUUAUCUUUGAGCUGCAAAUUGCAUAUACCAUUGGCAUAGUUUCUUCUCAACAUUGUUAGAGUUGCUGUUCUUAUAUUCUUUUUUUUAAGUACUUUGCAAAAUCUUGCAGUUUUAUAUUGGUGACUUGCUUCUGAGUCGUUUUUCUUUAUAAGAAGUUGUCUUCCUUUAAUAAGGUUAUUUAUAUCAGGGAACGGGUUGGUUCUUAGUCAUAUUGUCAAAUGCUUUUUCCCAAUUCUGACUAGAUGUAACACACCCAGACAUCUGCACCUAUGAGAUUAUAUUUGAAAAUAUAUACUGUAUUAUGGUUUAUAAAUAAAUAGCUUUGAUUUGCCCACUUUACCGAAUCAGUCCAUUGCAGUUACCAAUUCUAAACACUUAAUUUUAUCACGUUUGGAAUAUAAGAAUUGGGACUUGGACGCUGUGAGGCACUUUCAAUUUUAUUUUAUCAACUGGAUUGACACAACUUCCUGUAAAGGUUUUUGAAAAUGUACUUGUUUUACAGUUGUUUUAGUUGUUAGUUGUUAUUGUUGGUCUGAUCUCUCUUUGACUAGCACAUGUCUGAAAAGGUUAAUUAUUUGAAUCCACAGAUUAUUGUUUCCCGUCUUUGAGUUUCAAUUGAUUCCUUUUUCCCAUCUCUGAAAAUUAGUGAUGAGAUGCCAGGAUUGAGAACAGAUGUACAUGAUUUCACCUAUUUACUUGUGUCAAAUCAUAAUCAAAGGUGGAAAGAAGGAUACAUUUCAUGUGUUGAAAAGGCACCUCUGUGAAAUGCUACAGUUAGUGGUAGAUAACAGCAUCAAUCAUCGAGUCUGUCCUUAUUUGUUUAGAAAAGCUUGACUAAACUGCAUAUCCCUAUAAGGAAUUAACUGUGUGCAUCCAAAUUCUUAUUGCCGAUUCUGAGCAUUGUAGUAUACGUUUGUGUUUGUUGUUGCUGUAUUGUUUUAAAACUUAACUCCAAUUGCCUACCAGGAUCAAAUUACUCACAGUUCAUGUUUUGUUUUAUACCGUUGAAUGAAAUGAGGAGAUAUUGAGAUUCUGUUUUUUGUUAGGAAAAUUGUACAUGGUCAUCAGGGAAUGUCAUUCAAGGAAAGCUUGCAGGUUUUGCUGAAUAUAUGAAAUGGCAUGCUCUUAAACUGACCUUACUCUCAACUAACAGACAUAAAAGCCUUAACCCAUGAUGUUUCUUCAGUGUAUGUUUUAAUUUACACUUGACAUCUGACCUGUGCCUUGACCUUGUUGAAAUAUGUUGUUAUUGUAAAAUCCACACAGUUACCAAAAGGUCCGUUUUUCAAUAAAAGUGAGGCUACAACAUCAGGCCAAAAUGUGUACCACCA